This is a messenger RNA of Sphenostylis stenocarpa, 1239 nucleotides long. NCBI's taxonomy places the organism in Eukaryota, Viridiplantae, Streptophyta, Magnoliopsida, Fabales, Fabaceae. The record is from the annotation of a GenBank genome assembly.
AUGGCUUCUUCGAUCCCUAAUGCGCCCUCUGCGUUGAAUUGUCAGAGCUAUGUCGGUCUCCGAUCGCCGCAGAGGAGCUUCAACUUUUGCUUUCCUCAAGCUGCCAAGAAGUCGUUCCCUUCACGGAUUUUCGUCGUGAGAGCGAGUGAUUCUGAUUUUGAAGCCGCCGUUGUCGCCGGAAAGGUUCCGCCGGCGCCUCCCGUGCCGCCUAAACCGGUGGCUCCUGUUGGAACUCCCGUGGUCCCUUCGCUUCCACUUCACCGGCGUCCUCGCCGGAACCGGAAGUCGCCUGCGCUUCGGUCGGCUUUUCAGGAAACGAGUAUCUCGCCGGCGAAUUUUGUGUAUCCGCUCUUCAUUCACGAAGGCGAAGAAGAUACUCCAAUCGGAGCUAUGCCUGGAUGCUACCGGCUUGGGUGGAGGCAUGGACUUGUAGAAGAGGUUGCAAAAGCUCGGGAUGUUGGUGUUAAUAGUAUUGUGCUCUUCCCCAAAAUUCCAGAUGCCUUGAAGUCUCCUACAGGAGAUGAAGCAUACAAUGAAAAUGGUUUAGUGCCUCGGACAAUACGUUUGCUCAAGGAUAAGUACCCAGACCUUGUUAUCUAUACAGAUGUUGCAUUAGAUCCUUAUUCAUCAGAUGGGCAUGAUGGCAUAGUUAGAGAAGAUGGAGUUAUUAUGAAUGAUGAAACAGUUCAUCAGCUAUGUAAACAAGCUGUUACCCAGGCCCAAGCUGGAGCAGAUGUUGUCAGUCCUAGUGAUAUGAUGGAUGGUCGGGUAGGAGCACUGCGUGCAGCUCUUGAUGCUGAAGGCUUUCAGCAUGUUUCUAUAAUGUCCUAUACAGCAAAGUAUGCAAGUUCUUUUUAUGGUCCAUUUAGAGAGGCACUAGACUCCAACCCCCGGUUCGGAGACAAGAAAACUUAUCAGAUGGACCCAGCUAAUUACAGAGAAGCUCUGACUGAGAUGCGGGAGGAUGAAUCUGAAGGAGCUGACAUUCUCUUGGUGAAGCCUGGUCUUCCGUAUUUGGAUAUCAUAAGGCUGCUCAGGGAUAAUUCUCCUUUGCCAAUUGCAGCAUACCAGGUUUCUGGCGAAUAUGCAAUGAUAAAGGCUGCUGGGGCACUCAAAAUGAUAGACGAAGAAAAGGUUAUGAUGGAGUCAUUGAUGUGCCUCCGAAGGGCCGGUGCGGAUAUUAUCCUCACAUAUUCUGCUCUGCAAGCUGCCAGAUGUUUGUGUGGCGAGAGGAGGUGA